Molecule: messenger RNA, 975 nt
Organism: Morchella sextelata
Lineage: Eukaryota; Fungi; Ascomycota; Pezizomycetes; Pezizales; Morchellaceae
Exons: 3
Coding region: 1-975 (324 amino acids)
Molecular function (GO): oxidoreductase activity
Source: RefSeq, a predicted model, not a curated record
AUGUCCACCGAAAAGAAAAACCGCAUAAUCCUUGGUCUUAUGACCUUUGGGCCUGACCGAAAUGACGGCGCUCGCAUUACUUCCCUCCCAGAGUUCAAAAACAUACUCACCGCUUUCCAUGAUCGCGGCUACACCGAACUCGAUACAGCACGUGUCUACUGCGGAACCCAGCAAGAAUCCUUUACCGCAUCCGCCGGAUGGAAAUCGGCGGGUUUUACCAUUGCAACUAAGCUCUACCCAGGCCAGCCGGGAAUCCACAAGGCGGCAUCUAUAAGGGAGAAUAUUGCCAAGUCACUCAGCGAGCUAGGCACGGAGAAGGUAGACUUAUGGUAUUUGCACGCACCAGAUAGGUCCGUCCCCUUCGAAGAGACACUAGAGGCAGUCAACGAAGCGUACAAGGAGGGGAAGUUCAUGAGGCUGGGGUUGAGCAAUUACACUGCAUUCGAGGUGGCCGAGAUUUGUACCCUGUGUAAGGAGAGAGGAUGGGUGAAACCAAGUGUGUAUCAGGGAAUGUAUAAUGCCAUCACCAGAGCGAUUGAGAAGGAGUUGUUCGUGGCCUGUAGGAAAUACGGACUUGAUAUUGUGGUUUACAAUCCUCUAGCAGGCGGCUUCUUCACCGGCAACUACAAAUCACCCGCCCUCCCCGAGUCAGGAAGAUUCAGUAAUACCAGUAUCAUGCAAGGCAGUGCCUACCGCGCUCGUUACUUCCAUGACCACUAUUUCAACGCGCUCAAACUCAUUGAGCCCGUUGCGGAGAAACACAAUCUUACCAUGGUAGAAAUUGCGUUUCGGUGGCUGCUGCACCAUUCGGCGCUAAAUAUCAAGAACGGGAAUGAUGGAAUAAUAUUGGGUAUAAGUAGCCAGAAGCAAUUAGAGGAGAACCUGGAUCAAUUAGAGAAGAGCCCCUUGCCAAGUGAGGUAGUAGAAGUGUUGAAUGAGGCCUGGGAAGUGGUGAAGCCAAAUGCGCCGAAGUAA